This is a messenger RNA of Cornus florida, 2033 nucleotides long. Its product is annotated as tyrosine decarboxylase-like. The coding region runs from base 146 to 1690 and encodes 514 amino acids. Gene Ontology annotation, molecular function: pyridoxal phosphate binding; carboxy-lyase activity. NCBI's taxonomy places the organism in Eukaryota, Viridiplantae, Streptophyta, Magnoliopsida, Cornales, Cornaceae. The record is from RefSeq and is a predicted model, not a curated record. The transcript has a single exon. Gene Ontology annotation, biological process: amino acid metabolic process.
GGUGUACAGUACACUCUAUUUAAACUCACCAAUUACAUCUUCAAUUCCAAAGAAUAUAAUCACAUCAACUUUCAAUUCUCCCAAAUGCUAUCAUUCCGUACUUGUGCUUAGCCUAAAAAUCACAAAUUAAUUAUUCACUAGCACCAUGAACCCUCUAGACCCUCAGGAAUUCAGGAGACAAGGCCACAUUAUCAUAGAUUUCCUAGCCGAUUACUAUCAAAACAUCCAAAAUUACCCUGUCCGAAGCCAAGUAGAACCAGGUUAUCUCCGAAAACUUUUGCCCAACUCAGCUCCAGAUCACCCAGAAACUAUAGAAACAAUCCUCCAAGAUGUGGAACACCACAUCAUUCCUGGCCUUACACAUUGGCAAAGUCCGUACUACUUUGCUUACUUCCCAUCUAGUGGGAGCAUUGCUGGGUUUCUAGGUGAAAUGCUUAGCACCGGAUUCAAUGUGGUGGGGUUCAAUUGGAUGUCAUCGCCAGCUGCAACCGAGCUCGAGAGCAUAACCAUGGAUUGGCUUGGCAAAAUGCUAAACCUUCCCGAGUCUUUCCUUUUCUAUGGUGGUGGCGGUGGUGUCCUACAAGGGACAACUUGUGAGGCCAUGUUGUGCAUGCUCACCGCGGCCAGAGAUCAAAUUUUAUCCGGUGAUGAUGCGAGAGAAAAUUUAGGAAAGCUGGUUAUUUAUGAAUCAGAUCAAACCCACUGUGCAUUCAAAAAAGCAGCCAGAAUUGCCGGAAUCAGCCCUAGGAAUUUCCGGUCCAUCCCUACAACAAAAGCUACUCAAUUUGGGCUAUCUCCCGAGACACUCAGGUCCACAAUUGUCUCAGAUAUUGAAGCUGGACUAACACCACUAUUUCUAUGUGUCACUAUUGGGACUACUUCAUCAACUGCAGUUGAUCCAUUGGGACCAUUAUGUGAUGUUGCUAAAGAAUUCGGCAUUUGGGUUCACGUCGACGCUGCUUAUGCCGGAAGUGUGUGUAUCUGCCCGGAGUAUAGGCACCACCUUAAUGGCAUUGAGGGUGCAAACUCAUUUAGCUUUAACGCCCACAAGUGGUUCCUCACUACUUUAGAUUGUUGCUGCCUUUGGGUUAAGGACCCAAGUGCCCUAACCAAUGCUCUCUCAACAAAUCCUGAGUACCUGAGGAACCAAGCCACAGAAUCGAAGCAAGUGGUGGACUAUAAAGACUGGCAAAUAACAUUGAGCCGGCGGUUCCGAGCAUUGAAGCUUUGGCUUGUUCUAAGAAGCUAUGGCAUAGAAAAACUCAGAAACUUUCUAAGAGACCAUUUAGAAAUGGCCAAGCAUUUUGAAGCGCUUGUUGGGAUGGACAACAGGUUUGAGAUUGUGGUGCCUAGAAAUUUUGCUGUGGUGUGUUUUAGGGUUUCACCAUCAGCAAUAUUGGGUAAGCUGAACCACAAUGACGAUGAAGUGAACGGUUUCAAUUCAGAGUUAUUGGAGUCCAUCAAUAAGACUGGUCGGAUCUACAUGACUCAUGCAGUUGUAGGAGGAGUCUUUGUGAUUAGGUUUGCAGUUGGUGCAACCCUUACCAAAAAGCAACACGUGGAUACAACUUGGAAGUUGGUGCAGGAACAUGCAAAUGCCAUGCAUGAUAAGUACGUCCUAGAUCAUGGAUCCUCUGCUGCAGUGAACAGCGAGUAUCAUUCACACUGUAUUGCAUUGAACGGUGAAUAAUCCUAGCGGAUCCUACUAUUACAGCACCAUACUGUAACAACGUACAGAGGAUUCCACCUCGUACUUCCUAGGGAUUUCAAAAAUAAGAUUGCAUGCAUGCAGGUUAUAAUGUUACAAUGAAGAAGUGUUUUUUUGUUUGUGUGUGUAUGUGUGAGAUUGUGAGUCGAUUAUGUUAUUGAGAAAAAUAAUGAUUUUUCAUCUUUAGAAAAAAUAAUAGUAAUAUGGGUUGCAUACAUUCAUGUUUCAAGUUCAAUUCCCUUUAGGUGCGAGCAAUAUUUUGGGGCCACGAUCGCGGAUAUAGUCUGAAUUUUAUCCGAUCCGUGUGAGAGGUUGCCUUAUACGA